UUUUGAGCCAGAGCCACCGAAGAGCGUCCUAGAGCGAUGGAGCUGUGGCGCUGGGUCCAGGCCAAUCCCCUGGUCCACGUGGUGAGCCGGCGGCUUCCCACGUCGCCGGGCUUCCCGCAGGGUCUCGUCUUGCACGACGUGGCGCUGACGCGGAGCCGGCUGAAGAAUCGAUCUGAGGACACGCUCUUUGCGGAGGACGCCUCAUUACGCCGGUGCUUGCGUCGCGGGCUGAGCUUUCUGGAGAGUGGGACUGGCGGCAUCAGCGUGGUGCGAAGAGGGCUGCCCAAGUUCUUCGAUCUGGAGAGUGGGACCUUGGAGGCGCGGACCACGCCCGGAUCCACGCUGCUCAUGGAGAGCCUUCGAGCAGCCGAAGGUGCGAGUUCCCUCGCGGUGACCAGGUUGGAAAAGGCCAACGGCGAGAAUGCCCAAGUCUCCUACCAUGCGGACUCAGCAAAGUGGGUCCUUUGCUCGAAGAACGUGUCCCUCUUGGCCAGCACCGCCUCAGAGCUUCAGCUGCCGCAGUGGCAGGACCGCAGGUAUCGCUUCGCACGCCAGAUCGGAGCGGUAUGGUUCCUGCAGCUGUCCAAGUUAGAAGACUCCUCACAGCUGUGUUUGCGGGAGACUUUGUCAUCUGCAACCCUCAUCGGUGAGAUGGUGGGUGGCAGUGGCGCACACUUGGUACAGUAUGGGCCAGAGCGCCAGCUACGUUGGUUUGCCAUGGUCCCACACGAAGGGGAUGAGGCUUGCUGGUCGCCUUCGCGAAGCCAAGCUUUCUUUAAAGCGAUGGGUCUACCCACCGUGGACUUUGCCGCCUCUCCCCCGCUGCGCGCGGCCAAGGGCGAAGCGCUGCUGGCGCAGCUGGCGCCGCUGGCGGCCGCCGUGGAGGCGGCGCCGGUGGCGGACGCUGGGGAGGGCGCCGUGAUCUACGUGACGGCGACGCCCAAGGAGGCUGAGGAAGAGAAGGUCAUCCACCUGGGCAAGCUGAAGACAGCAGAGUAUCGACUCCUGCGGCGGAUGCGCGACAGGGCGAAGCAGUUCGCUCGAAGUGCAGGAUGCGUGCUGGUUGAGGAGGUCCAAGAGGACUUUGAACGCGAAGCACGUUACAAUGCGCAUGUCUCAGAGGAAGUGGUGAAGAACCAUUCACUUGGACUGGGUAAGCUGUGCCGUCUGAUCUUCGCCGAGGAUUUGCCACCCGAGGAGGUGGAUGAACACUUCCUGGACCUGCUGAGCCGCGCGAGGGAGAGCGAUGAGGGUGCCGCCGUGCCUCGUGGGCCACGAAAGCCAGCGCCACUGCUGUGCGUGGUGGCGCCACCUUUUCAAUUGAAAGCAGAGACCUGUCAGCUUUUGCAAAUCCAGCUGGAGAAGCGAGAGCUGAGUCACAGCGGUGCAGCAGGUGUCACAGAGCAGAGCAGUCAGCUCACAGGGCAGGUCUCACUGCCGGAAGCCUUGCAUAGAGAGAACUUAGCAGCAGCCUGGCAUAGUUCUACGGCAUCACACGCGAAGGUGUACCUCAACCAGAUCCCCGCCCAGCUUGAGACCCUUCUCUUCGCCCCACCCAGCGGCGGUUCCGCCGCGCUGAAGCGGCGCCGCGCUGACGUCGAGCGCCGCGCGUCGAGCGACCUGCGGGUGGCCGAUGCCGUGAGCCAGCGGUGUGUGUUCCUCUUCUGCGGCUGGGACGAUGUCCUAGCCACCUCGCUGGAUGCUUCGGCCUCCGCUCAGCUGCCAGGGUCGCCCUUGGAACGCCGAUUGAGGAAGCGCCGGCGGGUCACAGACGGCGCAGCUGCCCGGGUGUUCUUUGGAAAGCUGCAGGCACAAGCCCAUCGCCUCAAGAACAUGCUGCCUUCCUCCCAGACAUUUUGGUGGCCCUCCACUUCAGUCAUCUCCACAUCCCACAUGUCCAGCGUGGCCAGCGCAGUGGAAGCGGCCUGGGGCCGCCUGGACGCUCCGCGUGAGCGUGCCGCGGACGCGGCGCGGCGUGCCCGGACGCCCACACUUGUGGCCGUGAUUCCGGUGGCACUGCCGGGAAUGGGAAAGAGCUCCUUGCUGGAAGGCAUCUUUCAGCGGUGUCAGGCAUCAGGUGUGAAGUGCUAUCGGCAGGGGAGGCCGGCCUCGACCAGCUCGGAGACCAGUUCGGUCGGGCCACUUCCCAGCUCGGUGGCCCUCGUGUCGAGUGAUGGCUUCACUGGGGAGGAACUCAAGUCCAUGGGCCUGACUGCCAACGAGUGCUCCUCGCAGGACGUGGCCCGUGCCCGCAAACGUGCCAGCGAGCGCUAUCGGGUGGCGGUGGAAGAGUUCGUGGCGGCGGCCACGGCAGAGGGGCCACAUUUGCUGCUGCUGGACAAGAACCACCCACCGUCGGGCAUCCGUCAAGAGGUGGAGGCGCUUCAGGUCACCUGCCAGAGUUUCGGCUGCCGCCUGCUGCCGAAGGUCUUGGCCAUCGAAGGGGCCGAUGCUCCGGCGAUGUCGGAGGUGGAAGUGGAGCUGUUGGGUGCUGAGGAGCGCCACUUCGGCGAUUGGAACUACCCCUGGAGCCUGGACGUCCUGGCGGAGUGUGCUGCCCGGCUGCUGAAGCGCCCGCAACACGAGACCCUGACGGGAAGUGAGACGCCCCUCUUCGUCCUGUUGAGCUUCCUUCAGCUCCACCAGCGCUUCAACUCCGCCAACUUGAAGUUUCCAGUCCUUCAGGUGCCCUACGUCUCGACCUGUGCCAACUUGGCCUCCUUUGCGGGGAGCACGGAGGAAUGGAUGUGGUGCCGGCUGGAAGUGCGCGCCUUGUUGAGGCAAACCUUGGACCUGAUGCGUAAGCCCUUCGAGAACCAGCAGCAGCUCCGACCAUUGCUCCAGUCCCUGGUGACACAACUGCGUGCGCCGGGACUGCGCUCCGUGGACCCAGGGGUGCAGAGGCAGCACCAGGAGCGAUGCCUAGACGCGCUUUGGCCGGAGCUGCUGGUCGAGGAGGAGCAGUCCAUGACUACACCGGGCUUCUCUGCUCCCGCCCUCCGCUACGUGGCGCUGGAUGUCCAUGCCCAUCAUCCCCUUUUGGAGUCGCUCCUGGAGAAGACCUCCGCCGCGCUGCACGCGGUGGCCGACCUCCGCUCCGACGGCGACGAGCUCAGCGAGCUCUUCGCGUCCUUCCGGCGCCCGGCGGCGCAGCACGUGACCACGUGCUACCUGGGCGGGGCGGCGGAGGCGGCGCAGUGGCGGAAGGUGGUGGCGGAGUCGAAGGCGUUGGUUUUGGAGGGGAAAGCCUUUGAUUUGCGCAUCACACAUUUAGUCGGAGCACCAGGCGAGGUCCGAGCGGAUGUGCAGUUGAUCGGCGGGAACCGGAGCUGUUGAAAAACCUCACUGCGAAACGGAGUCAUUAAGGGAUGGAAGUGGUCAUGGAAGUGCGGGAUGGGGUUGGACUUGGAGCGUGGAAUUAAUUGCAUAGUUGUUGAGUUUGUGGCUCAAAGGUGUUCGAACUCCACAGAUCUUUGUUGAUUCUGCAUGCCUUUCAGUAGAGGUGUGGAGCUCAUCGAACUAGGCAUGGCUGUCUGGCCAUGUGUCUGAAGUGUUUCAGCGUGGCCAUGACAAACACCCAGCUGGCAGCUUGAAGGUCAAGUAUGGUGAUUGGUGGCACCAGAUGACAUCAGCUCCACAAUUCGCAAAAUGAGCGCCGUCAAAAAGGGUGGAUAUCCCAAGCCAAAUGAAAAGAAAGAGAAGAGAAAGGAUGAGAAGAUGCGCUCCUACGAGAGCAACUUGGUAAAGGGACCAAAAAGGCCCGAUUGAGGUCAAGUCUAUGGCUUUAAGUAUCCAACUGACGCUAAUCAAGUGAAGCGUUUUGUUCAGAAGGUGCGUGCUGACUAUGGAGAAAAGAGGUCCAUUGAGGGCUCGGAAUAGGCGAAGCGGAGGACCGUGGCGAAGCACGGCCAAGCGGCGGAAAAGGCUGUGGCUGAAAUCCGUGAGGACCAAAUUCCUCGUGGAAGACGCCAAAGGUGUGCUUCCAAACCCUUGAGAUGGUGUAUAUAUAGCAUUACAUAGCCAAGUGCUCCUGACCCCCUGGCGCCUCGAUCUAGACACCAACGACACCAACCUUCAAUGGUGUAAUAAGAAUAUUUUAAGGUAUAGUGAUGUGUGAGAUGCUAAGGCAGCUAACUAAACCAUUUGGAUUGAAAAUGUGGCUGCUGAAGCAGUAACUCAAUUUAUGACCAGUGAGGAAGCCACAACUUUUUGUAGCAAGCGUCAGUAUGUAAAGCAUGCACUCCGACUUCACCUGCUCAGUCAUUUAAGUGCAUUUUAGUGCAACGGUGUGGAUUUUCCGCGAGCCUUUGGAAAAAGACGUGCUUGUCUUGUCAAUGAUUUAACUGAUGCCAGUCGAACCAGUUGCCACUGUGUGCGAUCGUGGUUUGCCACUUUGAUUGUCGGGGGUGCCCGCUGUUGACGCUGGUGAAGAGGGCGGGCACCGAUUCUCGACCUGUCUUUUAUACACUAG
Messenger RNA from Durusdinium trenchii, 4471 nucleotides. The record is from the annotation of a GenBank genome assembly. NCBI's taxonomy places the organism in Eukaryota, Dinophyceae, Suessiales, Symbiodiniaceae.